AUGUCUAGCGAUUUCGCUAUCUAUAUUCGAGACAAACUUUUUGACAGCAAAACAUCUGUCGACCAUAAAAUCUUACAUAGUGUAAACAAGAAAGGUGAAUUUGUUCUAAAGUUCUGUUUCUGGGAAUAUGACAAGAACCAUAAAACAUUACAAAGAGCAGUCUUAAAAUUUGUCAAUGACAGACUUGUUGACAGAGAUGACGCCGAUUGGAAAGAUGAAGUCCAACAAAAGUUCUUAGAAUGCAAAGAAAGUUAG
Trichomonas vaginalis G3 is the source of this 255-nucleotide messenger RNA. RefSeq lists its product as uncharacterized. The record is from RefSeq and is a predicted model, not a curated record. NCBI's taxonomy places the organism in Eukaryota, Parabasalia, Trichomonadida, Trichomonadidae. The transcript has a single exon. Bases 1 to 255 code for a protein of 84 amino acids.